Messenger RNA from Capsicum annuum, 2336 nucleotides. Its product is annotated as polyamine oxidase 2. The transcript has 10 exons. Lineage: Eukaryota; Viridiplantae; Streptophyta; Magnoliopsida; Solanales; Solanaceae. The record is from RefSeq and is a predicted model, not a curated record. Gene Ontology annotation, cellular component: peroxisome. Gene Ontology annotation, biological process: polyamine catabolic process. Bases 487 to 1959 code for a protein of 490 amino acids. Gene Ontology annotation, molecular function: polyamine oxidase activity.
GAAAAAGGAAAACACAGAUGACAAAGAAGAGAAGGUGCCUUCAACUUGCCUAUAAAUGCUACUACUAAACCACUUUUCCCAAAUCAAACAUAAAGAAGAGUCCAAUUUGGAUUUCAUUACCAAUCACCAACCAAACAUUUCCUCUUCUCUCUCUCCUCUAGAAUCUUCCUUUUCAGAUUUCCCCAUAUCUCAAAGGAAUUUUUCGGUUGCUUAUAGGAAUUAAUUCAUCCAUUAUUUUUGAUCACAAAAUUUUUUUCAUCAGAAUUUCUCGGUUUCGUAUACGCAUGAGCUGUUUGGUCAAACUGGGUUGCUCUUCAAAUUCCAAUAACAAUAAUAAUCACUUUUUCACUUGUCUUUUGAUUUUUGUUCUUCAUUAUUCCCCUUCCACUAGUAAUAAUAAUUGUGCAGUUAAUUCAGUUAUUCUUAGAUUAUUAACUUUCAUUUUAUUAAAUCCCUAUUUAUCUGUCAAUAAUCGCCGAUCAAUUAAUGGAUUCUCAAGUCAAGAGUAAUCGCCAACUCCAGAGAGCUCCUUGCUUCUCAAGUGCUGGACAGAGGGCUGAGGCUUCACCAUCUGUCAUUGUGAUUGGUGGUGGAAUGGCUGGGCUUGCAGCUGCUCGGGCUCUUCAUGAUGCAUCAUUUCAGGUGGUUGUUUUGGAAUCACGCGAUAGAAUUGGAGGCCGAGUUCACACUGACUACUCUCUUGGUUUUCCUGUUGACUUGGGUGCAUCCUGGUUACAUGGUGUCUGCAAAGAAAAUCCUUUGGCACCUCUCAUUGGAAGACUAGGACUCCCUCUCUAUCGUACAAGUGGUGACAAUUCUGUAUUGUAUGACCAUGAUCUGGAAAGUUAUGCUCUAUUUGACAUGGAUGGUAAACAAGUUACCCAGGACUUGGUGUCCAAGGUUGGCGAAACAUUUGAGAGCAUUUUGAAAGAGACUGAUAUAAUUAGGCAAGAAUUUAGCGAGGACAUGUCUAUUAGCCGCGCUAUAUCAAUGGUUUUUGAUAGGAGACCUGACUUUAGGCUCCAUGGCAUUGCUCAUAAGGUGCUGCAAUGGUACCUUUGCAGAAUGGAAGGCUGGUUUGCUGCAGAUGCUGAUACCAUCUCACUCAAGUGCUGGGACCAGGAAGAAUUGCUUCCCGGUGGGCAUGGUCUUAUGGUUCGGGGAUAUCGUCCGGUCAUCAACACACUAGCAAAAGGGCUUGACAUUCGCUUAGGUCACAGAGUUACACAAGUAGUAAGACGUUAUAAUGGAGUGAAAGUGACUAUUGAGGACGGGAGAAAUUUUGUAGCUGAUGCAGCCAUUAUUGCUGUUCCUCUUGGUGUUCUGAAAUCAAAGCGGAUUAAGUUUGAACCUAGAUUACCUGAAUGGAAGGAGGCUGCCAUCAAUGAACUAGGUGUAGGGAUUGAGAACAAGAUUAUUCUGCACUUUGAAAAGGUGUUUUGGCCAAAUGUUGAGUUCUUGGGGGUAGUUGCAGAGAGCUCAUAUAAAUGUAGUUACUUUUUGAAUCUUCAUAAGGCCACUGGCCAUCCUGUCCUAGUUUAUAUGCCUGCAGGGCAUCUGGCCCGUGACAUUGAGAAAAUGUCAGAUGAGGAUGCUGCUAAUUUUGCUUAUAAGCAACUUCAGAGGAUUCUUCCCAAUGCAACUACUCCGAUCCAACAUCUUGUUUCUCAUUGGGGUACAGAUGAAAACUCACUUGGAUCCUACAGCUAUGAUAUGGUAGGGAAGCCUCAUGAGUUCUAUGAAAGGCUGAGAAUACCGGUAGAUAACAUAUUUUUUGCUGGGGAGGCAACGAGUAUGGAUUACCCAGGUUCUGUGCAUGGUGCAUAUUCAACAGGACUAAUGGCUGCUGAGGACUGCAGGAUGCGUGUCCUAGAGCGGUAUGGAGAAUUGGAUCUGUUCCAGCCAGUCAUGGGCGAGGACACUCCUCUUGCUGUCCCCUUAUUGAUCUCCCGUAUGUAAAUAGACACGGUAUUUGAGUGUCGGGAUUGGCUAACACAUGAUGUGCUGACUGCUUAGUGAAAAUUGUGGAAACCACAAGGUUCCUCAAUGAAUGAUCAAAGCAUUAGCGAAUGUGUAGGAGUCAUCUAUAUGCAGUGUUUAUGGUAUUUCUAAGUGAACUAGGAGACGGGACAAGGUCUGCUAAUGUAAGGUUACAUGGUACGAUGGUGCAGCUGUGGAAGUUUGCCCGUGGACUAUUAACAUCUGUAAAUCGUGGUGCCUGUGUGUGUAUAACUUGAACUAUUCAGUUUAAUAGCUACUGCGUUACAUGAACAAUGCGAAUAAGAUGUGUUUUUGUAAGACUAUUUAUUCUCAUUCGGCAUCAUUUUGCAGUUGAA